AUGGAUCUGAAUGUGUUUUUCCUGUUACUGCUGUCAGGAACCUUUGGCAUCUCCUCCUCUGCUCUUCAACAGUACUACUAUGUGAAUGUUAAAAAGAGUUGGUUGGAGGCUCAGAGUUACUGCAGGGCGACUUACAUUGAUCUGGCUACUGUUGGCAGCAUGGAGGAUAUGAACAGGCUGAAAGCAGCAGUGGAUCCAGCAUAUACAGGUGCCGUGUGGAUUGGACUGAAGAGGUACUGGGUCAUGUCUUCAGGGGCGAAUAUAUCUGCUUAUUCUAACUGGGUCUCAACAGAACCAGUUGAAGGAAAUGUGGAAGCAGCAUGUGGCGUGUUUACAUCACAAGGAUGGCAAAGCUCGUCCUGCUCCUCAAUGUUGUACUUUGUCUGCUUUGACGAUCGAGAUGGUGCCAAAGAUAAAUUCGUCCUAAUAAACUCCAACAUUACUUGGACACAAGCCCAGACCUACUGCAGCCAGCACCACACAAACCUCGCCAGCAUCCAUAACGCACAAGAGCAGCAGCAAGUUCUUAACAUUGUUGGGAACAGCACCAGUGCAUGGUUUGGCCUGAUCUCCGGGCAGUGGUCUGAUGAAGGAUUCUCCACGUUCCGGUAUUGGGCAAAUGAACAUGCUUUAGAUUCAAUUUCUAUUGAGAAAUGUGCUGCCAUGAUGUCUGAUUCUGGGAAGUGGACUCCAAGUCAAUGUAACCUCCAAAAUCCAUUCGUUUGCUAUGGAGGAAUUAAGCCUCUUGCUCGCCAUUACUACUUUGUAAGCGAAUCAAAGUCAUGGACCGAGGCUCAGACUUACUGCAGAAAGAGAUUCACUGAUCUAGCUACUGUAGACAGUGUUGAAGAUAUGAGCAGUCUGAUGAAAGCUGUGGUUGCUGGUUAUAGUGGUUAUUGGAUCGGACUAACGCAAGCGGGACAACAACACUGGGGCUGGUCUACGGGAGAUGAGAUACUGUCCAAUUUCAGUAACUGGGAUGCAGGAAGGCCAAAUGGUAAUGGAUGGUGUGCAUUUACUGUCGAUGGAGUGUGGCGUGAUUACGAUUGCGGAGUAGCUCUGCACUUCGUGUGCUACUAUGGGGGCACUGGCAGUUACAUCUUGGUACAAACUUCCAAAAACUGGUAUGAUGCUCAGACUUACUGCAGAACGACCUACACUGACCUGGCCAGCAUUCGUUCUCCUUGGGAGCAGAAGCAGGUGACCAGCCUUGUGACUAAAGGGGUCUCUAUCUGGGUCGGCUUGUUCUCAGGCACCUGGCAAUGGUCUGACCAGUGGAGCCUCUUAUUUAGAAACUGGGCAUCAGGACAGCCAAGCUCGGGUGCUGGUAGUUGUUCUGUUUUAGUAAUGGGUGAUUCUGGGAAAUGGAUUGCUGACAACUGCAAUCGGUGGUACCCUUUCAUCUGCUAUAUAGAGGCGGACAGGGAAAAGAAAAAGCAGAUUGUGAAGGUGACGGUGUCCUCAAAUGGAAAAUCAGAUCUAAAUGACCCCCUCGUGAAGGCUGCACUCUUAAAUGAGAUUGAGAAACAACUGAAAAGGCAAGGAAUGGCUAAUAAUACCAAACUGAGCUGGAGACAGAAGAGUAAUACCAAAGUGUUCACUCUGGAACCAAAAAAGUGAUUAAAAAUUGAAGAAAGUUCUGCAGAAAUAUUGCACACAUUUAAAUUCUGCAAGUUUUUACA
Pygocentrus nattereri (red-bellied piranha) is the source of this 1682-nucleotide messenger RNA. RefSeq lists its product as uncharacterized. The coding region runs from base 1 to 1620 and encodes 539 amino acids. The transcript is spliced from 7 exons. The record is from RefSeq and is a predicted model, not a curated record. NCBI's taxonomy places the organism in Eukaryota, Metazoa, Chordata, Actinopteri, Characiformes, Serrasalmidae.